Argiope bruennichi is the source of this 1034-nucleotide messenger RNA. RefSeq names its product annexin-B12-like. The record is from RefSeq and is a predicted model, not a curated record. Gene Ontology annotation, molecular function: calcium ion binding; calcium-dependent phospholipid binding. Bases 1 to 963 code for a protein of 320 amino acids. Gene Ontology annotation, cellular component: cytoplasm. NCBI's taxonomy places the organism in Eukaryota, Metazoa, Arthropoda, Arachnida, Araneae, Araneidae. The transcript is spliced from 10 exons.
AUGACGGACACCAGGAGCCGGGGAACUAUUUUGCCUGUUACCAACUUCAAUGCAGAAAAAGUUGCUUCCAGGUUAAGGAGAGCAAUGCGCGGAAUAGGUACAGACGAAAAAGUCAUUAUUGAUGUUCUCACAAGCCAUAGCAACGUCCAGAGACAGAUCAUAAAGAAAAAAUACAAAGUCAUGUAUGGAACGAGCUUGGAGGAAGAUAUCAAGGCGGAACUGGGCGGACAUUUUGAGGAUGUGUGCUUGGCUCUUUUAACACCAGUAGCGGAAUACAUUGUCGAGUGUCUGCAUUCUGCAUUAAAGGGAUACAGAGCGGAUGAAAACUGCAUAAUCGAAAUUUUAGUUUCUUUGGAAUAUAUGGAACUACGUUACAUUAAAGCAGUUUUUAAAGAAAAAUACAAACACGAUUUGGGUGAAUUUCUGAGCAGUGGCUUAAGAGGCGAUAUCCAGAAAUUGGUCUCCGCACUGACAGAUAAAGACAGAGAAUAUUUUGCUGAAGUAGACCACGAACUAGCUGUAAUGGAAGCUCACCACCUUUAUGACGCAGGCCUGUCGAAAAGUUGGGGAUCAGAUCAGGAUCUUUUCAUUACAGUUCUGGCAACUCGAAGCCGUGAGCAGCUGAGAGCGACCAUAGCGGCUUACGAGAAAAUCUCCGGUCAUCUAAUGGAAGAAGCCAUUAAAUCGGAAUUCGGUGGAAACAUCAAACAUGCUCUACUAGCCAUAGUGGAAUGCAUAGACAAUAGACCAGCAUUUUUCGCAAGACAACUGCACGAAGCUCUGAACGGACCUGGCACGGAUGACAAGACCAUCAUCAGAAUACUCGUUUCAAGAUCUGAAAUCGACUUGUCAGAUAUACAAGAAUGGUAUCACAUGAAGUAUGACGAGGAUUUAAAUGAAGCGAUCUACGCGGACACCAGCGGGGACUACAGGAAGAUACUGCUAAAAAUUCUCUGCCCUUGAGAUCUACUUUUUCACAAAAAUCAAAACACUAUCUCAUACACACAUCAAUCGUCAAAUGUAAAACACAAAAU